Paraglomus occultum is the source of this 1050-nucleotide messenger RNA. The record is from the annotation of a GenBank genome assembly. NCBI's taxonomy places the organism in Eukaryota, Fungi, Glomeromycota, Glomeromycetes, Paraglomerales, Paraglomeraceae.
AUGAAUCUCUACGAUGUAUCGCGUACUUCGAACAACACAUUAUCGAGUCUCCCAAUACUCGACCAAACAGAAUAUAUAGACAUUGUUAAAAAUGUGCAAGUAAGACACAAAACAGAAAGGAAUUUACUGGCUCAGCUCCACCAACGCCAGUUUCCCCAAUGGUAUUUCGAAUUGAUGAAUGGAUUCAACCUAAUUUUUUACGGAUAUGGUUCGAAGCGACAACUACUCACGCUAUUUGCAAAAACGGUACUUAAAGACAAACCACUACUCGUCGUCAAUGGCUGCCUUCCAUCAGUAUCAGUAAAGAAUAUUCUUGCAAACAUUUUGGACAGUAUCAUAAAAGAGUCGCGUGGGAUGUCUGGAUCGGUCGAAGAUCAUACCAGUUUUAUAUUUGACUAUUUUUGUCGAGCGGAUAGAGCAAUAGAUCGAUUAUACAUCCUAAUUUUUAACAUUGACGGUGUUAAUCUACGUUCAGAACGUACGCAGACCAGUUUGAGUAUACUUGCGUCGAAUCCCAAUAUCUACAUUGUAGCUUCGGUUGACCAUAUUAACGCUGGACUUUUGUAUGAUAAUGUUCGUGCCUCUAGAUUUAAUUGGGUAUGGCAUGAUAUUACGACAUACGAGCCAUAUAUUGCAGAAACUAGUUUUGAAAAUUCGAUUAUGAUUAGAAGAGAGAAAGCCUUAGGGAUAAGAGGAAUAGAGCAUGUAUUGGGUAGUCUGACCGAGAAUGCGCGUGGGAUAUUUAAGAUAUUAUGUGAACAUCAGAUUGCUAUUAUAAGCACUUCUACUAUUGCUGGUGACGGCCAUGGCAUAAGUGGGAAAAAUCACGGCGUUAAACCAGAGGAUGUGGGUGUGGCAUAUGGUGUGCUGUAUAAGAAAUGUCGUGAGGCAUGGCUUGUUAGCAAUGAUUUGACGUUUAAGACUCAGUUAACAGAGUUUCGUGAUCAUGAGAUUAUCCGAUCUAGGAGGAUGGCCGAUGGGACAGAAAUACUUUAUAUUCCCCUUAGCAAAGAUCAGUUAAUAAAUAUUCUUGACAACUUAGAGUUCUAA